AUUUAGGUUGUGACGGGAUGGGUUCAGACAGGAUAGACUUUUCUGUCAGUGCAGCUUGGAGGCCAUCUUUUGUGGAGUAUAACUAGAUUAGUGUGAUGACAAGAGGGGUGUUUUCCCCCUAAAUAUGGGCUGUCAGGUGAGGGAAGAGCAGACCGGGAGCGGUAGUAAUCCUUUAAGAGGAUCACGUUUGAAGGUGCAGGGGGGGAAUGAAAGAAGGCAUCAAAGAAACUGUCUGGUCGAGUCGUUUCUGUGCCUCACUUUGACGUGGUUGUGAUCAGUUUCAGGCACUUUGGUGGCGAUGCAUGGGUAUUUAGUUGCAGGCUGGCCACACUGAAGGAGGCGGGCCAGAGACACAUCAGAAUAUUUCGCAUCACAUUAAAGUACCAAGUAAGACUGCAUGAAUGGUGAGAGUGAGCAAAUGAGGGCGUAGGAGCAGACAACCAUGGCAGUGCUGCAGGUGCUGUGCAGUCUGAUUGGCUGGUCGGGUCUCUACGUGGCGUUCUGCAGGGUCUCUCCUCAACGGGGGCCCGAGUGGAACUGCCGCAUGGUCACGCUGUCCCACGGUGUGGUCAUCGUCCUGCUGACGGCGUACGUCAUCUUCGUAGACGGACCCUGGCCUCUCACGCACGCAGGAACAGAAAACACGCGCCUACAGAUUCGGGCCUUGUCCGUCUGCCUCGGCUACUUCCUUUUCGACAUUGGCUGGUGUGUGCGCUUCGGCACGGAGGGCAGGGUGAUGCUGGCCCACCACGCUGCCAGCAUCGCGGGGAUCCUACUGGCGCUGCUGACGGGGGCGUCGGCCUGCGAGACCUGCGCCGUGAUCUUCGGCAGCGAGCUCACCAACCCACUGCUGCAGACCCGCUGGUUCCUGCGCCGCACGGGCCUGUACGACAGCCUGCUGGGCGACGCCGUGGACCUGCUCUUCAUCUUCCUAUUCGCCACCGUCCGCGUAGGCGUGGGCGGCGCCAUGUUCUACCACGAGUUGACCUCGCCGAGAACGGCGGCGGUCAUGAAGUUAGGCGGCGUGGUCAUGUACGGACUGGCAUGGGUGUUCAUGGCAGACAUCGCCAGAUUUGGCUACAAAAAGAGUCGGGUUCGGUAUAAGCAGUGGCGGGAAAAGCACAAAGAAGUCAAUAUGGAGGGGAAACAUUUGGCAGCGGACUAACUGUUGUUCACACUGCCAUCUACAGGCGCUGGAACGAACUACACUUUUGUCUUGAUUGUAAUUUCUUGUCAACAUGGAGGGGAAACGGGCUUCACGGUGGAAGAGGGGUUAGUGCAUCUGCCUCACAAUACGAAGGUCCUGCAGUCCUGGGUUCAAAUCCAGGCUCGGGAUCUUUCUGUGUGGAGUUUGCAUGUUCUCCCCGUGAAUGCGUGGGUUCCCUCCGGGUACUCCGGCUUCCUCCCACCUCCAAAGACAUGCACCUGGGGAUAGGUUGAUUGGGAACACUAAAUUGGCCCUAAUGUGUGAAUGUGAGUGUGAGUGUUGUCUGUCUAUCUGUGUUGGCCCUGCGAUGAGGUGGCGACUUGUCCAGGGUGUACCCCGCCUUCCGCCCGAUUGUAGCUGAGAUAGGCGCCAGCGCCCCCCGUGACCCCGAAAGGGAAUAAGCAGUAGAAAAUGGAUGGAUGUGAUGGAGGGGAAACAUUUGGCAGCGGACUAACUGUUGAUCACACUGCCAUCUACAGGCACUGGAAGGAACUACACUUUUGUCUUGAUUGUAAUUUCUUAAUAAACCUUAUUUGGUCAACAGGAAGCUAACUUUGCCAUAUCCAA
Nerophis ophidion (straightnose pipefish) is the source of this 1774-nucleotide messenger RNA. RefSeq names its product TLC domain-containing protein 5-like. Lineage: Eukaryota; Metazoa; Chordata; Actinopteri; Syngnathiformes; Syngnathidae. The transcript has 4 exons. Gene Ontology annotation, cellular component: membrane. Bases 443 to 1165 code for a protein of 240 amino acids. The record is from RefSeq and is a predicted model, not a curated record.